GCCAAAACGACAAGGCCACGGCCCCUGGUCUUUACUGAACUGGUGGAUCGAGAACUCCAUACGACUGUCGGCAGACCUCAUAGCUUAUCAAAUUAUCACGAGCAGAUGGCCCGGUCCCUUGGGCGGGGCUGUGUCGAUGCUACCUGGGCUAGAUUGCGGGCACUGGAUGCCCAUCGCCGCGCGUCAUCGAAUUGCCCCAGGAGGCGAGUGUAGUUCGUACAGAGCUUCACGCCAGGCCUGGCUUUGCUGGUUGCUCUCUGGCAGCUCUGCCGUACAUAGACACACCUAUUUCAUAAAGAGCACUCUUGCGGUAUCACUCUGAGUAGCACCUGUAACUCUCCAAGUCGCUACAGCGCUGCUGAUUAAGAGAGUGCCGAGAUCAGGACCCUGCGCUAUUCGCACAGUCCCAGUCACAGUUCCCGCAUCGUCUGCACUGUGCUCACACCUAACGCAAGUCAAAGGGGGUCCAAGCGUUCCUUGUCGAAACAACACCACGUUUCCUUCAAUCACGACGACCUCUUGGACAUCGCCAACCGUUUCCAGCCGUCAUAGGCGCCCCAUUCUGACCAUUCUUCCGACAAGACCCUCGCUGCCGGCUUCGCAUUUACGUACACAACUUUUAAUUAAUCAACAUCGCGUUCCCUAUCUGGACACCUUUCCUCAGCUCGCCUUUCUUCAGUCCACACGGGCGCAUCGCGACAGCACAAAACCCGUAUCGUAUCCUAAUCGUCUUCGCUCACAUCCUCGAGAACAAAUACCAGAGACAGCCACGACCUAUAUCCCACUCUUCGUCACCGAACGCCUUUCAAAAUGGCCGUCGCGAUCAACGACCGCACGGCGGAAUUCCGUCACAUUGUCAGCGCCGCGAAGCGCAAGCAAGUGGCAAAACCUGGAUCGCAAAGACUCCUCGGCAGCAGUCAACAAAGCGCCGCCAACGGCGAUGCCAAACCCAAGCGCUCAGAGUUUGCGCGGAGUGCGGCAGAAAUCGGCAGAGGAAUCUCGGCUACUAUGGGCAAACUGCAAAAGCUGGCUCAGCUGGCCAAGAAGCGAUCCCUCUUCGACGACAACCCGGUCGAGGUGAACGAGUUGACCUUCAUCAUCAAGCAAGAUCUGUCCCGGCUCAACGAGGAUAUCCGAAAUCUCCAGGCCCUUUCCAGACGGCUGCACCCAAAGCCGGACCAAGAGGGUGAGAACAACAAGAACAUUUUGCUUCUCCUGCAGGGCAAGUUGGGGGAUGUCAGCGCGAACUUCAAGGACGUGUUGGAGAUCAGAACCAAGAACAUCCAGGCCUCGAGGUCAAGGACCGAGGCAUUUGUCUCUAACGUCGGGCAACAUGCGCAGCUUUCCUUGCAGCAGUCUGCCUCUCCGCUAUACGGCACGCCAAACCGGGGGACACCGUCACCGGGGAAUGACUUGAUUUCUCUGAACCCAGUGGUGGACCAGCAGAUGCAGCUCCAGAUGAUGGAGGAGGGUGGCCAGAACAACUACAUUCAGCAAAGAGGGCAAGCCAUCGAAGCCAUUGAAUCUACCAUCAACGAACUGGGGUCCAUCUUCGGUCAACUAGCUGGCAUGGUCAGCGAACAAUCAGAGAUGAUUCAAAGAAUCGAUGCCAACACGUGA
Messenger RNA from Podospora bellae-mahoneyi, 1620 nucleotides. It is a transcript of the gene sed5, whose product is annotated as Integral membrane protein SED5. Lineage: Eukaryota; Fungi; Ascomycota; Sordariomycetes; Sordariales; Podosporaceae. Gene Ontology annotation, molecular function: SNAP receptor activity; SNARE binding. The record is from RefSeq and is a predicted model, not a curated record. The transcript is spliced from 4 exons. Gene Ontology annotation, biological process: intracellular protein transport; vesicle fusion; endoplasmic reticulum to Golgi vesicle-mediated transport. The coding region runs from base 811 to 1620 and encodes 269 amino acids. Gene Ontology annotation, cellular component: endomembrane system; SNARE complex; Golgi membrane.